CUGAUUUAUGAUUUAUGUUGCAGUUGGUUGGAUGUUGGAGUUGAACUGUUUGCUCUGAACUUUUUAAGUUUUUUGAUCAUGUUGAUUGAAUAAAUAAAUAAAUUAAUUGAUGGAUUGUUGUCUGGUUAUCUGUAGUUGUGUGUGUAUGUGUGUGCGCGUAUGUGACAGAGAAACAGGGGUGAUUUUGUGUGUAAUGAAAACAACGCUUUCCUAGCAUUGCAACAUUGGAGUUUUGUUUCCUCUUUAAUUAGCUGUGACCAGUGGAAAAUAAACAGUUCCACAUUUCUAUACACCAAACUGAAAACUGCACCUGUGCUUGGAAUCUCAAGGGUUUCUAGCUCUGCAACAGAACUUUUCACCAACACUGCAGUAAAAAAAAAACAGACAGAUGAGAGGGUUUCUUCUGUUCCAACUGGUAAGAUUAGAAAGACUGGCAUAGUAGGUUUCCAAAAUAGCCUGGCGAACGUCACGACUAUCCUCCGACGUGACGUCACCCGGAAGAAGGGCACCAAAAAUGGCUUCUAAUCGCUGUCGGCGAGACCCGUGUGGAUUCAUUUGUUUAUUAUUGACAUACUUCAGCGUGUUUUAUGCCGAUUAUGUGGUUAUUCAGUAUGUGCUCAUUCCUGCCUACUCCGGAAGUGUGUGGUGUACGCUGCACGGUUCAGUGUUUAAUGUAAUUUUACUGCUGCUACUUGCAUGCCACUCCAAGGCAGUGUUCUCAGAUCCAGGUAUGGUGCCUCUACCUGAGAUGGCCAUUGACUUCUCUGACCUAAGAUCACAGUCUGAACGCAUGAAUGAGAGGGGUUGUGAGGGAUGGACAGUGUGUAGCAGAUGUGAGACAUAUCGGCCACCUCGGGCACACCACUGCAGGGUGUGUCAACGCUGCAUCAGACGCAUGGACCACCACUGUCCCUGGAUAAACAACUGUGUUGGAGAGCUCAACCAGAAAUAUUUCAUCCAGUUUCUCUUCUACACAGGCAUGGCCAGCCUGUACUCCUUGGCGCUGGUGGUGUCCGCGUGGGUGUGGAGGAUCCGCAGUGAGAGGGAGGAGGACGGAGAAAAGGACAAAGAGGGGGAAGAGUCUCCCACCAAACAUCUCAUUGUUGCUCACUAUAUAAUUCUCCUGGUGGAGUCUAUUCUCUUUGGUGUGUUUGUAAUGGUCAUAUUUUACGAUCAGCUAGUGUCCAUAAUAACAGACGAGACUCCCAUUGAGCAGAUGAAGAAUAAGCUGCUGAAGGACAGAGCCAAUGGGGCCCCUCCGGCACACAACACACACACACGGAAGCCCAAGCUGGCGCUGCUUCGAGAGGUCUUUGGAAGAGGGUCAGUGCUUUGUUGGCUGUUACCUCUCCACUCUACCCCUCCCGCCAUCGGAGGAAUCAGUUACUCGGCUCUUCCUGACUACGAUGUGUGACACACACACACACACUUACACACACAAACACUCAAACCACACAAACAAACACACACAAAUAUACAACUGGAAGUGGAGUAUUUCUACAAUUAUUUCUUUCUGAAGAAAAAAGGAUUUUACCUUGUGUUAUGCUUGUUAUUUUGUCUUAACUGGACAUGAGGAUCCCUUUCAUUAUGUGUUCAUUUUGAGGAUACAUACCCCAGCGAUGGCUGGUUUGAUAACUUCAUUUUAAACUUUUUUAUUCUUAAUUUAAGAAAAAAAAACAGAUAUUGUUGUUACUGUUUGCUGUUUGUGGACAGCUGAAGGAAUGUUUGCAGCCUUGUGCAUACAUGGCCGAAAUGAAUCAUGUUUCAUGAUGAUCAUGUUUACAUUUAUGUAUAUUGUAUUUUAUUGGUUAUACUGUGUGUAUCUCUAUGCUGCUCUUGAUAAUGUGAAAUUAAAGAAAAAAACGGUUUUCAUGAGACUUCUCAUGCAA
Molecule: messenger RNA, 1889 nt
Organism: Clupea harengus (Atlantic herring)
Lineage: Eukaryota; Metazoa; Chordata; Actinopteri; Clupeiformes; Clupeidae
Product: zf-DHHC domain-containing protein
Molecular function (GO): palmitoyltransferase activity
Source: RefSeq, a predicted model, not a curated record